Amphibalanus amphitrite is the source of this 1086-nucleotide messenger RNA. Its product is annotated as venom allergen 3-like. The transcript has a single exon. The coding region runs from base 36 to 725 and encodes 229 amino acids. The record is from RefSeq and is a predicted model, not a curated record. Lineage: Eukaryota; Metazoa; Arthropoda; Thecostraca; Balanomorpha; Balanidae.
AACUUCCAUUGAAGACCCUCUCUCCUGUCUGCGAGAUGGUGCCGCUACUUCUGCCGCUGCUGGUGACCUCCCUGACGACUGCCGAGCCAGACUACUGUAACAUCACCACCUGUCCGCAUGUGGAGGACCACACCAUGUGCGUGUUCGACACGGACGGCCCGGCACCCAUGUGCGACACGGUCGUCACCCGCGGAAUCACGCCAGGCGACCAGACCACCAUCCUGGCCGUCCACAACCGGCUGCGGGCCGCCGUGCAGAAGGGCGAGUACAGCCAGCGCGGCCUGCCGCCGGCCGUCUCCCUGCCGCCCCUCAGCUGGGACCAGGAGCUCGCCACGCUGGCCCAGCGCUGGGCCGACCAGUGCAUGGACGACAGCGAUCUCUGCCGCGACGUUCAGCGCUUCAAGGUCGGACAGAACGUAGCGAUGAUUUUUGGUCAGAAGAACUGGACGCGCGCUAUCGAAGAGUGCUACUUUACUGAGCAGCUAGAGAACUUUAACCAGACCAGUCUGACGUACCAAGCCCCGCCGGAAGAUGACUUUGGUAUGACGGACACCAGCAAACUCAGUCAGCUGUUAUGGGCGGCCACCACUAAGGUGGGGUGUGGCUAUAUUGCCGUAAAGUUCUGGCUUUCCGAGGAGGUGGGACCCGGUGACGUACAUGCGUAUAUUUGUAACUAUGGCCCCGCAGGAAACAUCCCUGGGCAAACCAUGUACACCAAAGCCUAAGCAGCAACAGGUACUGAGUGGUGUGUGUAUUCAUGGUUAUGAUUUCACGGUGCUUAGGUGUAUCGAAAAGCACUGAGGGCAGACACUUCUUCAAUUGCUAACAUCUCGGGUAGUAUUAUAGUGUCCGGCCGAUAAUUUAUUACGGACACAGUAUCUCAUGCGGAACAGUCGUUGCGCCUCUCACCCGACUCAUUUUCCUGCAAGCCUUUUAUAAUUUACAUACACUUAGUGAUUCCUUUGUGUUUGCUGGCUAGAUCGCUUACCGGUGAAUUUGUGAUGGCCCGUUCAGAUGUAAUCUCAGGGUUCAGGGUCACAGCGUUAGCGUAAUAAUCACUUGUACUUUAUACAAUAAAUACCUAAU